This is a messenger RNA of Aspergillus tanneri, 582 nucleotides long. RefSeq names its product DNA-directed RNA polymerase III subunit RPC25 (gene RPC25). Lineage: Eukaryota; Fungi; Ascomycota; Eurotiomycetes; Eurotiales; Aspergillaceae. Bases 1 to 582 code for a protein of 193 amino acids. Gene Ontology annotation, biological process: DNA-templated transcription; transcription initiation at RNA polymerase III promoter. Gene Ontology annotation, cellular component: RNA polymerase III complex. The transcript is spliced from 7 exons. The record is from RefSeq and is a predicted model, not a curated record.
AUGUUUAUUCUUACAACCAUCUCAGACCUGAUUCAGAUCUCCCCCGAGGACUUCUCGAAGUAUAGUUCCGUGGCCAUUGAAGACAACAUCAACGAGAAAUACGCCAAUAAAGUUAUCCAAAAGAUUGGCUUGUGCAUCGGUUUCUACGACUUGCUAGAGUCGUCCGACGGACUAAUUGGCCAUGGUACUGGCCUGGUUAAUGUGAACGUUAAAUUUCGCCUAAUUGUUUUUCGGCCCUUCAAGGGUGAGAUCAUGCUAGGGAAGAUCUCUAGUGGUACGGAGUUUGGCAUUAAAAUCGGUGUAGAGUUCUUUAAUGAUAUACUUGUCCCCCCAAAUCUUCUCCUAGACGGCGCUAGAUUUGACUAUGCGGAUCAAGUCUGGAUAUGGGAAAAUGAAGAUGGCUCCACGUUCUACUUUGACGUUGGAGAAGUUGUUCGGUUCCGAGUUGAGAUGGAGGAAUGGCAUGACCAGAUUCCAAAUGCUCCGGACCUAGGCGAUGGUGCCGCAAACGAGCGGAAACCCCCGUACUCUAUCAUUGGUUCGAUGCAAAUGGCUGGGUUGGGCCCAAUCUCUUGGUGGUAA